AUGUCUUCAAACGAUUUCUACAAUUCCGGCGAACAAGGUGAAUACAACGCCCCUUCGCAACAACAGCAACAGCAACAGGCUGGUGGUGAGGGCGAGAGAGGCCUUUUGUCCACUGUCAUCGGUGGCGCUGCCGGUGCCUACGGUGGCUCCAAGGUGUCCAGUCAACACAGUGGUUUGACCGGAGUCUUGGGUGCCGUUGCGGGUUCUGUUUUGGCCAACAAGGUCGAAGACCGUUUCGAAGGUAACCAAGGUGGCCAACACCAUGGCGGCCAGGGUGGCCAGGGUGGCCUUUUCGGUGCUGUCGAGAAUGCCUUUGGCGGUCACCACGGUGGCCAAGGAGGACAAGGAGGUUUCGGCGGCCAACAAGGUGGCAGAGGUGGCUUUGAAGGUCAAGGUGGAUUCGGUGGCCAACAGGGCGGAUUUGGCGGCCAACAAGGCGGAUUCGGAGGCCAGCAAGGCGGCUUCGGAGGUCCAGGCGGUCCUCCAGGUGGCUUUGGCGGUCCAGGCGGUCCUCCAGGUGGAUUUGGUGGCCCAGGUGGUCCAGGUGGAUUCGGUGGCCCAGGUGGUCAAGGUGGUCAAGGUGGAUUUGGCGGCCAGCAAGGUGGACGUUGGUAA
Molecule: messenger RNA, 615 nt
Organism: Kuraishia capsulata CBS 1993
Lineage: Eukaryota; Fungi; Ascomycota; Pichiomycetes; Pichiales; Pichiaceae
Exons: 1
Coding region: 1-615 (204 amino acids)
Source: RefSeq, a predicted model, not a curated record